This is a messenger RNA of Alnus glutinosa, 566 nucleotides long. RefSeq lists its product as uncharacterized. The coding region runs from base 116 to 382 and encodes 88 amino acids. NCBI's taxonomy places the organism in Eukaryota, Viridiplantae, Streptophyta, Magnoliopsida, Fagales, Betulaceae. The record is from RefSeq and is a predicted model, not a curated record. The transcript has 2 exons.
GCUUUUCCCUAUUUUUGUUGUCUUUGUUUUCAAUCAACCCCUUCCUCUCUCUCUCUCUCUCUCUGAUUGCCGAAAACCCAUCAAGGUUUUCUUCCUUCCAGGCUUAUCAAAGAAAAUGUGUCCCAUGAGGUUCCUCUUGGUGUUUUUCUCGGCGAUUUUAGCAGGAUAUUUUGCAUGGCAGACGGCUCGAUCUUCGCCUGAGACGGACAAGAUUUUGGAGGACUCAACGGUUGAAAAGACAUCAAUGAAAGAUAAACAAGAAUUUGAUGUGAAAAAUACGAUUCAAGACGGGUUCUGGGUAUUCGUUGACAUGGCCAGCGGGAGGUACUUAUGGAGGAAUUUGAGGGACAUGAGGAACAACGAGAAAGUAAAGAGCUGCUAGAAUUUGAUCGGGCAAGUAAUUAUGAGUUUUCUUCUGUAAUCAAUCACCACUGUACUAGAGAAAUAUGCAAUUUUCUUUUGUGAGGAAGGAAUUUGGGUUACAAGGAAUGUAUAUGUUUAAACCUCACACAUUUCUGCAAUUAGUGAAGUGUCAAAACUUAUUUAUUUUAUUUUAUUUUUUCAAA